GGUCGGAACUACGGAUGGUGGUGGACAGAGAGCAUCGAGUACGCAACUGAUGCAGUAACGACACCACCGACGUCCAAGACACUUCUAGAGGUUGAUUUGUGCCCCGCGCGCGGCUCCGUGCUUCUAACAUUCCUCACGAGCACUUCGUUUGCACGACGUUGCUUCGAGACGAGGAGCAUCAUGCGGAGGCGGCAGAUCCUCCGCUCCAGGAUAUUAGCAACGCAAAAGUAUUUUAUCGCCAGAACGACGAUCAGAGAAGAAUGCACGAGGAGCCAUCGCAAGAAGAGAAACCGAAGGUUCGCCUUCUGCGACGAUGGAGCGACAUGCCUCAACACUUGCAAUUCAAUCCCCAUAUCCGCACUGGUUACAGACCGCUCAUGACCGUCGGACAGUGUCUUCGCAGUCUCUUUUAUAUACACAAUGAGACUGUUAAUAUCAUAACACAUGGAUUUGCCAUCCUAUACAUGUUAUUGACCAUUCCGCAACUUCUCCCAUGGAAUACCAAAGGUAUCCUCAUAGCAGUUUUAUCUUGGUGUCAUUUGAUCGGUGCCACUAGUCCGUGGAUCGGGUCUUUUAUUUACCACCUCUUUAUGAACUUGAACUACGACGAGAUCUUCUACCGAACACUAUUAAAAUUAGACAUGAUCGGUAUAUGGCUGUGUCAAAGUUUUGGGGCAAUACCUAUGAUGGCUGCAACAAUCCACUGUUUGCCUGAUAUUUAUUGGUACUUCUGUAUGUUUAUCUACUGCUUCUUUUGCAUUUGGGGUCUUCUUAAGGCGAUGAACGCGCGAUCUCCUUGGGAGAGAAGAUUAUGUUUCGCACCCCUUUUUCUCAUGAGAAUGCUGAUGAUGACUCUACGAUACUUAGGUAUCGGCGGUGGUUCUCCAGACGCUUUACUUCACAUCGUACUACAGGAUUUUGUAGCGGUUGUGGGAGCAAUAAUAGGCGCCUUGCGUAUUCCUGAGAAAUGGAUACCAGGCAAACUGGAUCUAAUGUUGAAUUCUCAUAAUUUAAUGCACGUGCUGGUUGUCCUGGCGAUUUGUUCGAUGCACGCUGCGACUCUGCAAGAUCUUGCUUGGAUCUCCGACUCGUCGGCGUGUAAUAAAACGAUCCUCGAUCAGUUGAAACACGAUGAACUGUGAUCGAAUGGUGUGGGUGAAAAUCUAAUGAAGUCUGUGAUAAAUCGAGCCUACGCCAACCGCCGGUUACUUUGUGUGUAGAUACACACUCUGUUUAAUCGACGGCCACUUUUUAAGUAAAGAAACCAAAGAAAGAAAUAAGUAUACGUACCAAAAUUUAAUACAUAUGAAAAAAAAAAGCAAAUAUAACGAGAAGAGAGCACGUGGAAUAGUUGAAGUACAAGUACGAGUACAAAAGUUAAUUUAUCAUAUCACAGAGAAUAAGAUAAAUGGUGAAAUAUUUAUUUUUAUCGUUAAUUCGAAUAUCAGGAGUAAUUCCAUUUUUUUCGAGUAAAAUAAUUCAACUUGAAUAAGCACAUCAAAAAUACGUUUAUUGUUGUGAUUAUAAGAAUUUAAGAUCCGCAAUAAUUUAUAAGAUGUGUUCCCGGACAUUCGUUCCUUUAAUUAGACACACAUCGUUUCUCAAUGUCGAUACCACUCGUGUAAACGAAUAAAACUAUCCCAAAA
This is a messenger RNA of Bombus pyrosoma, 1646 nucleotides long. RefSeq names its product progestin and adipoQ receptor family member 4. Gene Ontology annotation, molecular function: signaling receptor activity. Bases 261 to 1142 code for a protein of 293 amino acids. The transcript is spliced from 5 exons. Gene Ontology annotation, cellular component: membrane. The record is from RefSeq and is a predicted model, not a curated record. NCBI's taxonomy places the organism in Eukaryota, Metazoa, Arthropoda, Insecta, Hymenoptera, Apidae.